GGUUGAUCAGUCACCCACAGAACAGUCCAUCCUUCAUCAUUCUCUUCCUCUGACAGGUAUCUGAAGGCAAAUCUGUCCCCUUGUGGAAUAUUUUUGUACUUCACACAUAUGAGUAUGCAGCUGGUUGUCAUGGCAGUGCUGCUUGUUCUGGUGAAGGCCGAAUCCAACUGUGGGUCUGGCUGCCAACUAACUAACAUCUCCAUCACCUUGGAGAAGACAGAAUGUGGGAGCCACCCUGUUACAAUCGAAACCACCUCCUGUGCCGGCAUGUGUGAAACCAAGGACUGGAACUAUUUUAGCCCUUUGGUACAGGUACCUCAGGCCACCUGCAACUUCAAAGAGUGGUCCUAUGCGACUUACUACAUCCAAGACUGCCCCUUUGGGGUGGACCCAGUUUUAACGUACCCUGUGGCCAAGAGCUGUGCAUGUACAACGUGUUCCAUUGCCAGCACGGCGUGUGAUCCCAUGCACAGGGACAUGGCAAGUUGCCUGUCCUUCUGAAGAGAAAAUUGCUUGAUGAGCAUUAACAUAAAUAUACAGUACAGCCAUUAUUUGCAAUGCCAGAAAAAUACAUUAUUGUGUCCUCUAAUGCUUGAAACUUGAAAAUAAAAAAGAUUAUCAGCCA
Messenger RNA from Osmerus eperlanus (European smelt), 625 nucleotides. RefSeq names its product follicle stimulating hormone subunit beta (gene fshb). Bases 109 to 501 code for a protein of 130 amino acids. NCBI's taxonomy places the organism in Eukaryota, Metazoa, Chordata, Actinopteri, Osmeriformes, Osmeridae. Gene Ontology annotation, biological process: G protein-coupled receptor signaling pathway; ovulation. The record is from RefSeq and is a predicted model, not a curated record. The transcript has 2 exons. Gene Ontology annotation, cellular component: extracellular region; cytoplasm. Gene Ontology annotation, molecular function: hormone activity.